Messenger RNA from Prunus armeniaca (apricot), 459 nucleotides. Lineage: Eukaryota; Viridiplantae; Streptophyta; Magnoliopsida; Rosales; Rosaceae. The record is from the annotation of a GenBank genome assembly.
AUGGCUUUGUUCACUAGGAAUGUAGGAUUGCUAGUGCUGCUUGUGUUUGUUUGGUCCUUAACCAUGUGUGAUGCAGGAAUUCUUCCAAAUGCAGGAGCUCUUCCAAAUGCAGGAGCUCUUCCAAAUGUGACACAUGUGAACAUUACUAAUGAUUUGGGCGGAGACUUGACGCUCACUAUUCACUGUAAAUCCGCAGACGAUGAUCUUGGUGCCCAUGUCCUCCCCCCUCUCAUCUCCUAUGAAUUCGUAUUUCGACCCAACAUGUGGUGGACUACACAAUACUUUUGCUCGGUGGAGUGGCCGGGUGCAUCUCACUAUAUUGAUAUAUACAUACAGAAAAGAGAUCAAGAUAGGUGUGACAUUUGUAUGUGGGUUAUAGUACCCUAUGGCGGAUGCUUGUUCAACUACAAGACCAGGCUAUACGACAUUUGCUAUCCAUGGAACCCACCUAGUUAUUAG